AUGAGUUCCAUUCGAAAAGGGGCGAAACAGGAGCUGCCAAAGCCACUGGAGCUAAGCAAAGGUCUAAAGCAGCUGUAUCAGCACCAGUUGCUCUGUGAUGCCAUGUUAGUGUGUGAAGGAAGGAGAUUCUCCUGUCACAGAGUAUUGCUAGCAGCUGUCAGUCCUUACUUUAAGGACGUUUUCACGAGCUUCGGCAAAGAAUCCCAGGGUGGAGAAGUUGUGCUGCAGGAUAUGGCUCCUUCCAUUCUCCAAAGCAUUUUACAAUAUAUCUACACAGAAGAGCUAUCACUUAGUCUGGAGACAGCCCCAGAUCUGUUUGCAGCAGCCAGCAAGCUACAGAUCCGCCCCCUAGUGGAGAUCUGCUGCAGGUUCCUUCUGAAGAACAUUUCCAUGCAGAACUGCAUUAGGCUUUACAGACUGGCUCAGGCUUACAACCACCAAGCUCUCUAUUAUGCUGCCAUGCAGCUCAUCAUCCUAAACUUUGGAAGGUUCUGUGAGGAUGAUGACCUUUUGAGUCUGGACCUCAGUAGUUUAAUCACCAUCUUGUCUUCAGACAGCCUUGCAGUUGCUUCUGAGUUAGAAGUCUACCAGGCUGUGCGACGCUGGAUACAGUUUCAACCCACCACAGGCCACACCCUCCUCAAUGAGCUGAUGAAGCAUGUCCGGCUGCCCCUCCUGACAGAUAGUGAGCUUGCAGAGGUGCAGCUGGAUUCAGAACGGUAUGGGGAUGUUCAGCUUCUCUGGAAGCAGCUGGACGGUGACGAGAGGUUGCACGAGAGCGGGGGACUCAGACAAGGCAUGUCUGAUGAACUGAUAAUAUGUGUAGAUUCACAGAUGUGGGAGGACCAAGAGUUGGAGAAUGAAGAUUUUCUGAUGGGCUCUUAUGAUCCUCAUGCUGAAAAGUGGGAAAAGCUCACAGGCUUGAAAUCUUUGACACAUCCAGCCUGUGUGGCACUUGGAGACAAGCUCUAUGUAUCUGGAGGCAUCUGCAGGAAUUCUUAUUCAGAUGCUUUGUAUGAGUUCAACUCUUUUAAUGGCCAAUGGACACAGCUCCCUUCAAUGUCCGUGCCCCGUGCUACACAUGGAUUCCUAAUCUGUAACCAGAGGCUGUAUGCUAUGGGAGGCUGGUGUGGAUUUCAUGAGUUCCUCAACUCUGCAGAAUGCUUUGACAUAGCAGAGCAGAUAUGGACUCCCAUCUCUAGGAUGCCUUUUGUUCUGAGCCGUUCUGCCUCCACCGUGCUCAAGAAGAAACUAUACUUACUAGGGGGAGCAACAGGCCUGACUGGUUAUUGGCAAUUCCAUAGAGGGCUUCUGAUCUAUGAAGUUAGCUCGGACACGUGGACUCAGGUGUCUCUGGACAAUGGGUUCUUUUCAGCGGGUGCUGUUGCCAUGAAUAAUGGGAUAUAUGUUAUAGGUGGGUAUGCUGAAAAGAGAGCCAGGGAGUGGGCUGAGGGGGGUCUCAUACCAGAAAACCGCCACUGCACUAGAAAGUGUUUCUUUGUCUCUGAUGAUGGCAGCAUGAAUGAGGAGGUGAUCGUUCCAAAACUGCCAAAGGCAAUUGCUAAUGCUGCAGUGGUCCAUUGGGGAAAGAGGAUCUACGUCUUGGGUGGGGAAAAUUUAACCCAAUGUUAUAAAACAAUUUAUUAUUGGGAACCUGGUGAGCCCAGGUGGAGCAAAUGUCCAGAAGAUAUCCCUGUAUUUUAUAAAGGUGUCAGCGGAUUUGGCUGUACAACUCUGAAGAGACCCAAAAAGGAGAUCCUGUCCCUUUUUCAAAAGACAUCGGUAGCCCUGAUAGGUGUUGUUGGGAAAUAG
Molecule: messenger RNA, 1812 nt
Organism: Chelonia mydas (Green sea turtle)
Lineage: Eukaryota; Metazoa; Chordata; Testudines; Cheloniidae
Product: kelch-like protein 12
Exons: 4
Coding region: 1-1812 (603 amino acids)
Molecular function (GO): protein binding
Source: RefSeq, a predicted model, not a curated record